Molecule: messenger RNA, 2554 nt
Organism: Phyllostomus discolor (pale spear-nosed bat)
Lineage: Eukaryota; Metazoa; Chordata; Mammalia; Chiroptera; Phyllostomidae
Gene: SMIM3
Product: small integral membrane protein 3
Exons: 2
Coding region: 1206-1388 (60 amino acids)
Source: RefSeq, a predicted model, not a curated record
CUAGUCACUUUAAAUUCAGUCAUUCUCAAAUUCAGACUUGUAGGAAAUUUAAAUUUAUGAGCUAAAAAUAAUGUAUAUGUUUUGUCAGAACUAGGAAAUUUGCCAUAUGAUGGAAUUGGCUGGGACAAUGACUUUCAUUUUUUUACAAGAGGACUUUUAGUUGCUUGGAAAAGUGGUCUCAGAAUAAAACUUGACGUUUCCUCAAGCCAGUGGUGAGCCCCCCUUCCCCACCCUUUUUUCCUUUAGUGGACCAAGUACAGUACCUGGUAAUGGGAUGAAUUUUCCACCUUUGGAGAAGGUGCAAUGUUUUCUUCCUUUGGAGGAAGUACAAUUUUGUACCCUGACGCUUAGUUGUGUUAAUGGACACAAAAACAUCCAUUUUGGGAUUAUCCACUUUUCCGCUGAAUUGUCUGUGUUGCUUCAACCCGGGACUUGUGGCCCAGGGACCCGAUGGUGUCGGUGGUAGGUGACACCAGUGACUUCCUUGCUUGUCAGCUCAGGGAGGUAUUAACACAGUUUCUUAGACAAACUUACAUUGAACAUAUGUCAAGGUUUAUUACUCAUUAAUGAGGCCAACAGAUAAAGUGUGCCCGUUUAAAAUGCCGCGGUUUAGGGCUGAUGGCUAUCUUCCCUCCCAGUCAUAAAGUGUCGUAUUUUAUUUAUCAUUGACAAGGUGAAGUUUGUGGCAUGAAUGGUUUGGGCCAUUUUCUGACGUGACCCAUUAUAUUCAGGAAUAACAAGUAAUAUAUCUGCAAAGCCACCGAUAAGCGGAUCGAUCUUUGGUUAUUAAUUAAAUGUGCCAAGGCGCACGGUUCUACGCACUCACGCGGAGCCCGCGCACCCGGAUGCCAAACAGGGGUCAAACAGAAGUCAGCUGCAGCGGCUUAGAGUCCUGCUUAUUCUCAAGCAGAUUUCUUCCAGCACGCCAUGAAAGAGGCUGAACAUAUGGUUUGCGGAGCUGUAAUUUCGGGGACAAAGUUCUUCUUUCACAGUGGCGGGAGGUGGAAGUGACUGGAACCCCUGUUACGUGGGACAGAUCGGCCCGCUCAAGGACACAAGGCUGAGGAUUGGGAAGGCUGAAAGGGAGAUAGAGCUCCGGGUGCCCUCUGUCGCCUGGCCACGCAGACGGCCAGCCUUAGAGCCUUGGAGCCUAGGGGUCGGGGAGGGGGGAGCUCAACAGCUGGGCUGCACCAGAGCGAAGCAGCAUGGACGCAGCCAGCCAGGUGCCUGCGGAAGUCGAGCUCCCCAAGCACAUCCUGGAUAUCUGGGUCAUUGUCCUCAUCAUCCUGGCCACCAUUGUCAUCAUGACCUCCUUGCUGCUGUGCCCGGCCACUGCAGUCAUCAUCUAUCGCAUGCGGGCUCAUCCUGUCCUCAAUGGGGCCGCCUGAGGUCUACCCAAGAGGGGCGGGGGGGUGGGGGGGGGGGGGAGAGCAGCACCCCCUCCCCCGGACUCUUCCCCUCUCAGAACAGCAGCAGGAGGGACUUUGGAGUAUAGAUCCUGGAGCUUGAUAUGUGAGGGGAGGCCCAAGUUCUGUUUUGGUUCUGCCACUGGCCAGCUGUGUGAGUUCCGCCAGGGGACCUGAUUCCAUGAGUUCCAAGUCCCUCAUCUUCCGGAUGGGGAUUGGGACCCCUGCCCUUCCUACCUCAGAGGGUCGUGGGAACCCAGGACUUGGGGGAGGCUCACGCUGUCCGGGAGCAGACACACAGAUGGUAUUGCUGAGUGCUGGGAAGCUCUGAAGAACCAAAGAACCUAAUGGCUGACGUUGGCCUUCAAGGUAGCGAGGGAGACGCUGGGGGCACAGGGGCCCUUGUCGGUGCCCCUCUGGUCACACCACUCAGAGGCACCCUGUCCUCCUUCCAAGGGGCCAUCAGCACACUGGUUCAAAGCUAUUUUCUUUGAGGUGCCAUUCCCUCGAGUUUUCUAACUUGGGAGGGAAUUGUGCAGGGGAGGAGAUGGGUGGAACUUUCCAGGACCUUCUCUGUGCCAGAGUCUGCCCCUGUGCAGUCUGGAGGGGGGCUCUGCCGUUUCUUGGCAAUGCCGAGGGAGCUGGGGCAACUCUGUCAUUCUGCUCUGGACUCGAGUAGCUUUGACACUCUGGCAGUGUUGGAAAACGCAGAGUGGCUGAGCUCCCUGGCCAGCUUUCUGGGUCUCCGGCCCCCUCCCCUUAUGUGCCCCACACCAGGGAGCUCUGUCCCUCCGCCCCAGCUCCUGCUACGAUUCACUCCAGGUGUGGCGUGCACCCCCUUUACUCCCUCCCACCAGCACUGCAACCCAUCCAAGGCACAGCCUUACAGCAUAAGAGAUGUUCCCAGGACUUUGGAAACCAACUCAAAACAAUGAUGGUUCUUUAGAUGCUAUGACUUAUAUUUAUAUAGAGAGAUUUCUGGACCACUCAAGCUCUUUGACCCAAAUCAGGAGCAUCUUGGGGUGUAUUAAAUUAUAUAAAAAGAUAGCACAGAUAUCAGGACACCAUAGUGUGUAAAUGAGGCUUUUACUCUGAUAUGAUCUCAUUGAUGUACACAACCAGUUAACAAUAAAGUGCUGGAACAAGCA